AUGAAGUCGCUCGUCUUCUCUACAUUCGCUGUGCAGGCUCUAGGCCAUGCGAUCUGGCAGGAUCUGUGGGUCAACGGCGUCGACAAAGCCAGCACCUGUGUGCGCCUACCUGGUACGAGUUAUGUCUCCAACUCGCCGGUCACGGACACCGUCUGUACUAACAUCAACACACAGAGUGUGUCCUCGAACGACAUACGCUGCAACGCCGGCGGUUCCAAGGGCGUAGCAGGCAAAUGUGCCGUCACAGCAGGCGACACUGUCACUGUCGAGAUGCACCAGCAGAACGGGGACAGGGGCUGCAAGAACGAAGCCAUCGGCGGUGCACACUAUGGCCCUGUCAUGGUAUACAUGAGCAAAGUCGACGACAGCAGCAAGGCUGAUGGGAGCAGUGGAUGGUUCAAAGUGUACGAGAACGGCUGGGCGGCAGCAAACAAGGGUGCGGCCGACAACGACAACUGGGGUGUCAAGGACUUGAAUACAUGCUGCGGGAAGGUCGACGUCAAGAUCCCCACCGCACUGGCUGCUGGAGACUACCUACUUCGUGCUGAGGUCAUUGCCCUUCACACUGCUGGGUCAUCAGGAGGAGCGCAGUUCUACAUGUCUUGUUAUCAACUCACCGUCUCUGGCACUGGCACCCUCAGCCCUCAGACCGUAAAGUUCCCAGGCGCAUACAAAGCUUCUGACGCCGGUAUAAUGAUCAACAUCCACUCUUCUGUUAGCAAGUAUGUUAUCCCUGGCCCAGCCGUGAUUGCUGAGGGCCAGACGGUAGUGCCGGGUGCUCCUGUGUGCCCAAAGGCAAAGAUGAUCAGGGGUUUCAACAAUCUUCUCGGAUAG
Molecule: messenger RNA, 834 nt
Organism: Parastagonospora nodorum SN15
Lineage: Eukaryota; Fungi; Ascomycota; Dothideomycetes; Pleosporales; Phaeosphaeriaceae
Exons: 4
Coding region: 1-834 (277 amino acids)
Source: RefSeq, a predicted model, not a curated record